Molecule: messenger RNA, 993 nt
Organism: Oryzias latipes (Japanese medaka)
Lineage: Eukaryota; Metazoa; Chordata; Actinopteri; Beloniformes; Adrianichthyidae
Gene: lin7c
Product: lin-7 homolog C (C. elegans)
Molecular function (GO): protein binding
Source: RefSeq, a predicted model, not a curated record
UCCUUUAACGCAUCAUGGCACUGGCAUCUAGCCUAGCCUAGCUAACCUGGCUAAUCUGAUUUAUCGUCUCAGUUAAGCGCAGGAAACGUGGGUCAGGAUUACCAGUUUUAGUUAUCCUAACUCGCUUUUUGUUGCUGUGUAGAUUAAAGGUGCAAUUUAUUUAUUACAUCGAGAAUGGCAUCACUGGGGGAGCCUGUGCGACUGGAAAGGGAUAUCAACCGAGCCAUUGAACUUCUGGAUAAGCUUCAAAGGACAGGGGAGGUUCCUCCUCAGAAGCUGCAGGCUCUGCAAAGGGUCUUGCAAAGUGAAUUCUGCAAUGCUGUCAGAGAAGUAUAUGAGCAUGUGUACGAAACUGUGGACAUCAACAGCAGUCCUGAGGUCAGAGCCAACGCCACAGCUAAGGCUACAGUGGCAGCUUUUGCAGCAAGUGAGGGACACUCGCAUCCGCGCGUGGUGGAGCUGCCCAAAACAGAAGAGGGUCUGGGCUUUAACAUAAUGGGUGGCAAGGAGCAAAAUUCUCCAAUUUACAUUUCCCGGAUUAUCCCAGGAGGCAUUGCUGAUCGACAUGGAGGUCUCAAAAGAGGCGACCAGCUGCUCUCUGUCAAUGGCGUGAGUGUGGAAGGUGAACAUCAUGAGAAAGCAGUGGAACUCCUCAAAGCAGCUCAGGGCACAGUGAAGCUGGUAGUAAGGUACACCCCCAAAGUCCUAGAGGAAAUGGAGUCACGCUUUGAGAAAAUGAGGUCAGCCAGGCGCCGACAACAGAACAACUAUCCCCAGUAGAAUUUUCUUCUCAUCAUAGUGAUGCCCACCUCCUGGGUCUCUGCUCCUCAAGCCUUCACAUCUGUUCUGGUCUUUUCCAUAUAUCUCUGCCCUUGUUGGAACCCACAAAAAAGACGAUCCCAGCUGUAGUUCCCACUUGCAUAUGCAUCACAGAUUUGGAUUCUAACCUCCUUUGUAGCAUUUUUUUAGUGUGUGUGUGUAUAUAUAUAUAUA